Nicotiana attenuata is the source of this 2099-nucleotide messenger RNA. Its product is annotated as pentatricopeptide repeat-containing protein At5g15340, mitochondrial. Gene Ontology annotation, biological process: RNA modification. NCBI's taxonomy places the organism in Eukaryota, Viridiplantae, Streptophyta, Magnoliopsida, Solanales, Solanaceae. The transcript has a single exon. The coding region runs from base 160 to 2058 and encodes 632 amino acids. The record is from RefSeq and is a predicted model, not a curated record. Gene Ontology annotation, molecular function: RNA binding; protein binding; zinc ion binding.
UAGUCCCCAAAUUCUGUUAAGCUUGAUAGCUAAUCACCUCUAAACGCCGUCCCACUUUAUAUUUUCCCUCUUUCUUAUAUCGUACCCUCGCUAUAACAUCAUAUUCCUAUUAUAUGCUGAAUUUAGAUCCAUUUUUGAAACAAGUAUACUAGCUUUCUCAUGAUAUGGCGAACCGAGUGUACUCUCUCAUUGCUGGCUCGCCACUAUCGGACCCUUUUCAGAACUUGCGCUCGAUAUCUAGCUUUGGACGUGGGACAAAAGCUCCACGCUUCCGUUGUCAACACAGGCCUCGAAUCCUUCCCAAACACAUUUAUCCGUAAUGCUAUUCUCCACAUGUAUGCAGCGUGUGGGUGUGUUCUCUCUGCACGCAAGAUGUUUGAUAAAAUUCCGCUAUCAUACAAAGACACUGUCGACUGGACAACAUUGAUGGGCUGCUAUGCACACGGAAGGUUGCCCCUUGAUGCCCUCAGCUUGUUUGUUGAUAUGAGGAAGAGCAACGUUCCGAUUGAUGAAUUUACUAUGGUUAUUGUGUUCCUUGCAUGCGCGAAAUUGGGGUGUGAUCAAUUUGGAGUUCAGGGACAUGGUUGUUUGGUCAAAAUGGGGUUUAGUUCAAGUAUUAAAGCAUGUAAUGCUGCUAUGGAUAUGUACGUGAAGUGUGGGUUAAUUGAUAAGACAAGAAGGAUUUUUAAUGAGAUGGGAGCAAAGAGUCUGGUUUCUUGGACUGUGCUCUUGGGGGGAUUGGUGAAGUGGGAAGGUUUGGAAAAAGCAAGGUUGUUGUUUGAUCAAAUGCCUGAGAGAAAUGAAGUAGCUUUGACAAUAAUGGUUGCAGCGUAUAUUGAGAACGGCUUAACCAAGGAAGCUUUUGGGCUUCUAUGUAACAUGGUAUUUGAAUCUGGAUUUGAGUUGAAUUUUGUGACACUUUGUUCAUGGUUAUCAGCUUGUGCACAGUCAGGGAAUGUGAUGUUGGGUAAAUGGGUACACAUGUAUGCUUUGAAGAUGAUAAAACAUGAAAUCGAUAUAAUGGUGGCAACUGCCUUGAUUAACAUGUAUGCUAAAUGUGGGAGGAUUGAUGAUGCUUUUCGAGUUUUCAAGGUGAUGCCUCAAAGGAACGUAGUUACAUGGAAUACCAUGCUAAGCGGACUGGCAAUGCAGGGAAAGGGAGAUAUGGUAUUGGAUUUGUUUGCUCAGAUGGUUAGAGAGGUCAAACCAGAUGAUGUAACAUUUACAGCUGUGUUAAGUGCUUGUAGUCACUCAGGUUUAGUUGUUCAAGGUCGCCACUUAUUCUAUAGCCUUGAAUCAUCAUAUGGAAUAAAGCCUUCUGUAGAGAACUAUUCUUGCAUUGUGGAUCUUUUGGGCCGAGCAGGACAUCUUGAAGAAGCAGAGUCCAUAAUCAGAGGAAUGCCGAUUGCCCCCAAUGAAGUUGUGUUGGGAUCACUAUUGGGGUCCUGCAGUGUCCAUAAAAACCUUGAGCUGGGGGAAUGCCUAAUGAAAGAGCUGGUCCAAAUGUAUCCUGAUAACACCGAGUAUCAUGUCUUGCUUUCCAACAUGUACUCUUUAGCUGGAAAAGAUGACGAGGCAGAUUCUAUUCGAGUAGUUCUUAGAAACAGAGGGAUAAGAAAAGUGCCUGGCAUGAGUUCUAUUUAUGUUGGUGGCCAAAUUCAUUGCUUCAGUGCAGGAGAUACAUUGCAUCUGCAAAGUCAAGAGAUAUAUAUGAUGUUGGAUGAGAUGAUUCAGAAAAUAAGAGUGGCUGGCUAUGUACCAGACACAGCCUGCCAAAAGUUUUCAGGAUCUGAUAAUGGUGGGUAUUACAGUAACAGCCAUGAGGAGAAGGAGCAGGCAUUGUUCACUCACAGCGAGAAGUUGGCUGUUUGUUUUGGGCUCAUAAGCAUACCGGCUGGCAUGCCUCUUUAUAUUUUCAAGAAUUUAAGGAUAUGCCGAGAUUGUCAUUCUGCCAUGAAGAUUGUUUCCAAAGUAUAUAAUAGAGAAAUUGUAAUAAGAGAUCGUAGUCGCUUUCACUGUUUCAAGCUAGGUUCAUGCUCUUGUUCUGACUAUUGGUGACAAGAGUCAAAAGGACGUCAAAUGAAAAGAGAAAAAUCUAU